Scophthalmus maximus (turbot) is the source of this 1618-nucleotide messenger RNA. Its product is annotated as aldo-keto reductase family 1 member D1. The transcript has 9 exons. Bases 54 to 1091 code for a protein of 345 amino acids. Lineage: Eukaryota; Metazoa; Chordata; Actinopteri; Pleuronectiformes; Scophthalmidae. Gene Ontology annotation, molecular function: Delta4-3-oxosteroid 5beta-reductase activity; aldose reductase (NADPH) activity. Gene Ontology annotation, cellular component: cytosol. Gene Ontology annotation, biological process: bile acid biosynthetic process. The record is from RefSeq and is a predicted model, not a curated record.
GCCUCGCUGCAUCAUAUUAUAUUCUCAGACCCGGGGUAUCAAGAACAGACUGCAUGCAGCAGCAGCAGCAGCAGCAGCGAAAGUUUGGGAAUUUUUACACUUUGCUGAGGAUGAACUUAACGGCUGAGGACCACUCCAUCCCUCUGAGUGAUGGGAACAGCAUACCUCUGAUAGGACUGGGGACUUAUGGGGACCCACGCACGACCCCCAAAGGAUCCGCAUAUGAAUCAGUAAAACUGGCCAUUGACACAGGGUACAGACACUUUGAUGGGGCUUUGGUCUAUUUCAACGAACAUGAGGUGGGACAAGCAAUAAGGGAAAAGAUUGCAGAUGGAACCGUGAAGAGAGAGGAAAUCUUCUACUGUGGAAAGUUGUGGAACACAUUCCAUCCCCCAGACUUGGUGCGGCCCGCCUUGGAGAAAACUUUGAAGACAUUGCAGCUAGAUUACAUUGACCUGUAUAUAGUAGAAAUGCCGACAGCGUUCAAGCCAGGAGAUACAUUCUACCCCAGAGAUGAAAGUGGGAAGUACAUCUAUCAUACGACUGACCUCUGUGCGACAUGGGAGGCUCUGGAGGCUUGCAAAGAUGCCGGGCUUGUGAAGUCUCUCGGAGUAUCCAACUUCAACAAGCGACAGCUGGAGCUGAUUCUUAACAAACCGGGGCUGAAACACAAGCCUGUCUCAAACCAGGUCGAAUGCAAUCCCUAUUUCACGCAGCCAAAGUUGCUUGAAUACUGCCAGCAGAAAGAUAUUAUCAUCGUAGGAUACAGCCCCUUGGGGACAUCUCGAGAUGCAUCCUGGGUAAACCUAAAAUGCCCGCCACUGUUGGACGAUGAGCUCCUGGUCUCUGUGGCUAAGAAGUAUAACAAGACCUCAGCCCAGGUGGCCCUGAGGUUCAAUGUGCAGAGAGGGGUGGUGGUCAUCCCAAAGAGCUUCAACCAUGUUCGCAUACAGAAGAACUUUGAGAUAUUCGGCUUCUCUCUCACUGAGGCUGAGAUGAAGGCGAUUGAGGGGUUGAACAAGGAUAUUCGUUUUGUGGAGCUCCUCAUGUGGUCCGAUCACCCUGAGUAUCCAUUCCAUGAUGAGUACUAGACACCACAGAUCUCAAGACCUCACUGAAAUUUGCUCAAAUAAGUUUUGCUCGUCAGAAAUCCUAUUGCUUUUGGCCUGUUACUAACCCUGCUCCUUUUCUUAUGAACCGUAUAUUAUAAUUAUAACCAUUAUAAAUGUAUAUUUCCAUUCUGUGCAACACCCACAUUUAUUGCUGUAUAGCCCAUAUAUUAAAAACUUUAAGAAACCCAACGUAAUCUUACAAAUCCAUAUAGAUCCUAAACGGCAAACAUGCCCUAACCCUCUUUUUGUUUUUUGUUUAGAUAGUCCAAGUUUGCACAAAUAUAUAUAAGGAAAGUUAAAGUGUGCAAUGUUUUUGUGCAAGGGUUUUUAGUUUUGGUUAGUGGUGACACCUAGUGGUUUAGUGGUGAAACCUAGUGGUUGAGCUUGUGCACAGCCCUGAAUGAACAGCAUGCAUUGUUGACAUGCUGAGUAAAGCAAGGUGUUUGCUGGUUACAAGACGAUGUUAAUGAUUUAAGAAGAAAAUAAAUACUGGUGGUCAAACAUCA